AUGUCUGCAGAAGGAAUGAGCGGCAAGACUUUUUUCUCUAGAGAUGGAUGUUUGUUUCCAGAAAUAUCUUAUGACAAGCUUAUUCCAACAGCACCAUUUUUAAAAGCAGCAAAUCAAAUCUUGCCUUUAUUUGAUAGACUUGGCAGUGGAUAUAUAAUAGUGAAAAAUGAUGUACAUGGCAAUAUCAAGAAAUUAGAACAAAAACAGUCAAUGAAUCCAGAGUUGUAUGUUAGUUUAAAUGCUAUGUUAAAAGAUGAAGCAACCAAAAAAGACAGUACUCAGGCCCAGUCAGGAGUUCUUUGGUUAAAAAGAGGUAUAGAUUAUUUUUGUACUCUUUUUGAGAUUCUGAUGUCAGACAAAGAAGAAAGCACAUAUUUAGAACCAUGUCUAAAAGCAGCAUAUACACAAGUCUUAAAACCUUAUCAUGGGUUUAUAGUCCAGCAAGUAUUUUCUGUUCUGUCAAAAUUAUCACCAUAUAAAUCUCAGUUUCUCAUCAAGUUAAAGGAAGAUAAAUCUGUUGACAACGAUUUAGUAUAUGAUGAAAUGGAAGUCUACAUCAAACUAUUAAGGUCAAAUAUUGUGGUAUUAAAUGAUAUAUUAAAGGAAAAUGGUUUAGAAUCAGAUGAUAAAACUGAUUAGAAUUAGUAGGUAUACAAUACACAUCAUCGUGAUAUGGGGAAAUUAAAGUUUUAUUUUCAAGGUUUCUAUAUGUAUUAAUUUAUAACUUUAUAACUGUGAUAUUUGGUGAUAUAGUUGAUAGAAGUGGUUAUUGUCUUAUAAAUAGUUUCUAACAAUUUCAGUGAAAAAAUUGAUAUAACGUAUACUAGCAACUUCCAUAAUAGCUAUUGCCAAGUAUCUAUUCAUGACGUUGCGAUACGACACCCG
Messenger RNA from Lottia gigantea (owl limpet), 885 nucleotides. RefSeq lists its product as hypothetical. Gene Ontology annotation, biological process: intermembrane lipid transfer; ceramide transport. The record is from RefSeq and is a predicted model, not a curated record. Gene Ontology annotation, molecular function: ceramide 1-phosphate transfer activity; ceramide 1-phosphate binding. The coding region runs from base 1 to 639 and encodes 212 amino acids. NCBI's taxonomy places the organism in Eukaryota, Metazoa, Mollusca, Gastropoda, Lottiidae. The transcript is spliced from 6 exons. Gene Ontology annotation, cellular component: cytoplasm; cytosol; membrane.